CAGCCCAUCGUCCGCUAUGAGAACCUCAUCAGGAGGAUGGAGCCCCUGGUGCCCUGGAUACAGGAGGCGGAGAAGGAGAGGCUCCAGGCUCUCGAGUGGGUCUUUGGGAUUGGCCUGGAGAAGUUAUCAAACCUCAGCCAUCAGACUGGAGGGCUUCACUCCUGGCAGGUGAUGUGGGGCUGUGAGCUCAGGGAAGACGGGAGCAAAAGAGGGUUUUUGCACUACGGCUACAAUGGGAUGGACUUCCUCAAGUUUGAUGAAGAGAUCCUCAGAUGGGUGGCAGCUCAUCCCCAGGCUGAGAAGGUCAAGGAGAAAUGGGAGGACCAUCUAGAGUGGACCCAGGGAAGAAAAAUCUACCUGGAGGAGACCUGCAUUGAGUGGCUGCAGACAUACCAGUCCUACAGGAGGGGGACUCUGGAGAAGAGAGAGCCCCCAGUGGGGAAGGUGACCCAUAAGGCCAUUAAUGACCGUCUGGAGGUCCUCAUCUGCCAGGCCUUUGGCUUCUACCCCAAGGAGAUCCGGGCCACCUGGAGGAGGGACAGAGAGGUCUGCAAGUAUGAAGCAUUCCAUAGGAAUGUGGCCCCCAACUCAGAUGGGACCUAUUAUGUCUGGCUGAGCAUUAAGAUCGACCCCAAGGAGAGGGACCGUUUUCGGUGUCACCUGGAGCACGAGGGCUUGCAGGAGCCCCUGGUCUUGGCCUGGGAGGAGGAAAGAGCUACAGGGUGGGAAAUUCUUAUUGGAAUCGUGGCUGCCGUAAUCUUGGGAGCUGGGAUUCUCUUCCUGAUAAGUAAGUGAAACCAACAUAUCCACUGACAUCCACCCCUGGGUCUUUCUGUGUUGGC
Molecule: messenger RNA, 842 nt
Organism: Notechis scutatus (mainland tiger snake)
Lineage: Eukaryota; Metazoa; Chordata; Lepidosauria; Squamata; Elapidae
Product: major histocompatibility complex class I-related protein 1-like
Biological process (GO): immune response
Cellular component (GO): external side of plasma membrane
Source: RefSeq, a predicted model, not a curated record